AUGACCAUGAACGAUUAUGCAUCCGACAGUGCGACGUGGGACUUCAACUCCUGGGUACCGGCGUCGUCACACUGCGAGAUGGACGCCUUCUCGGCAGCAGCAUACUAUGAGGAGUGGAACCUGGAAGACAUACCUCAGCUUGUGGCUGUGAGUAGCCACGGCGCCAGCUCCAUGAACACCAACAGCCCGAAAAACAGCUCUAGCGGUGCCUCCGACGCGUCAGAGGGCGUCCACAGCUGCCUGGCGCAAGCGGCUGCCAUCCUCGUCGAUAUCCGGAAUGACAGCUCGUCGUCCGACAUGAAUUGGGCUGCCGCCAACGUCGAUGCGAAGACCAUAGUGGGCGAUGUUAUCUUCGCAAACCGAAGGGCUACGGGCCAGUUGUCGAGAAUCAUGGAGUGUGCAUGCCUAGCGGCAGAUUAUCAAAUCUCCGUCGUGGUGUCCUUGAUCUGCUUCCACAUGAUUGACAGGUACGGCAAGGCAGUGGCUGCCGCAAGGGCGACUUUGGGGGGGAGUCAGCUGGGAAACAAUCAUGUCAUUGGCUCUGUGCAGAUUCUUCUGGACGAGCUACGUCGGAUAAUACCUUUGAUUGGAAAAUCAACGACGCGGGUUGGGGAGCCUCCCGGAUCAGCAGGGGCCAUGGGAAUUCCGGUGUCCGGUUUCGACCAGCUACAAAGAGAUCUGGAGCACCACUUGUUCGCCGCAUUGGGAGACGCGGAGAGUUUCUUGCAUCAAGCAUCAGAGUGA
Trichoderma aggressivum f. europaeum is the source of this 744-nucleotide messenger RNA. RefSeq lists its product as uncharacterized. Gene Ontology annotation, cellular component: nucleus. The coding region runs from base 1 to 744 and encodes 247 amino acids. The record is from RefSeq and is a predicted model, not a curated record. The transcript has a single exon. Gene Ontology annotation, biological process: aflatoxin biosynthetic process; regulation of DNA-templated transcription. NCBI's taxonomy places the organism in Eukaryota, Fungi, Ascomycota, Sordariomycetes, Hypocreales, Hypocreaceae. Gene Ontology annotation, molecular function: DNA binding.